GCCGGUUGCUGGGAUACGGCGGGCCUGGUGGGAGCAAUAAGAGGCCUUCGGCCGCUCACAAGAGGUGCUGGAGCGACGGGGAAGCCUCUGAAGCUGUGAACACAAUUUAACUACACUUAGAUCAGUAUGUCAUUCAAGCUGGUGUUGCUGAGGCAUGGCGAAGGUGCAUGGAACAAAGAAAAUCGAUUCUGCAGCUGGGUUGAUCAGCGUUUGACUCCCAAUGGUAUAAAAGAAGCCCAAACAUGUGGAAAGAUCCUAAAAGAAGCAGGAUUUGAAUUUGAUCUUGUGUUUACGUCUAUUUUGAGUCGAUCCAUUGAAACUGCAUGGCAAGUUUUGCAUGAGAUGGGGCAAGAAUGGGUACAAACUGAGAGCUCAUGGCGACUUAAUGAGCGCCAUUAUGGAGCAUUAAUAGGUCUUAACCGGGCAGAGUUGGCUGCAAUUCAUGGAGAAGUAAAAGUUAAGCUUUGGAGAAGAAGUUAUGAUAUCACUCCUCCUCCUAUUGAUGAAUCGCAUUUGCAUUUCUACGAAAUUUACAAUGAUCGAAGAUACAAUUAUUGUGAUGUUGUAAAAGACAAACUACCCAAAGCUGAGAGUUUGAAGGAGGUUCUUGACAGAUUGCUGCCUUAUUGGCAUGAUGUAAUUGUGCCAGAAGUGAAAAAGGGGAAAUGCAUUCUAAUAUCUGCACAUGGAAACAGUACCAGGGCUCUGCUCAAGCAUCUGGAAGGUAUCCCAGAUGAUGAAAUAGUUAAUGUGACCCUGCCUACUGGAGUGCCAGUAGUUUUGGAACUGGAUGCGAACCUUCACCCAGUUAGACCACAUGAAUUUUUAGGUGAUCAGGAGGCCAUCCAGGCAGCUAUCAAAAAGGUGGAGGAUCAGGGCAAAGCAUCAGCUCCAGGAAAGAAUGUCAAUUAACCCACAUGUGCCAAUUAACACAAUGUAUGACUUUGGAGAAGUAUAAUUAGAAAUCAUUUGGGGGAAAAGAAAUUUGGAGGGGAAAUUUAUUUUGUUUGGAAUGCUGUGUAGAUUUGCUGCAGUUGGUGAGCAUAUCUAAGGUUUGGCACUGGUGAAGUAUGUUGAACUUUAUUUGCUGCUUUUGCACUAAUGUCUUAAGGCUAAUUAAUUUAAAAAGCUGAAACUGUAUCUCUUCAUAUACAGGAAGAUAGUUUUAGCACUGUAUGAAGGAUGCUUCUAGUAAAAAUUAUUACAAGGUUAAGUUAAAGAGAUGUUAAUUAUAAUUUGUAAUUUAAGUUGUGAUAUACCUUCUUGGAGAGGCCUGCUACUUUAGUAAGGAACUGCAAAAGGUACCUUUCUGUGGACUAGGACUUCAAGCCUCCAUUCUUCAUUUGUGGUCAUCAUGCUGAGGGAUUUUGGUGCUUGAGAUUGGAACAAUGUUGGUCCAAACUUUACAUGAAACCCAUAAAGCCAGCAAAUAGAGCAUUUUUUUUAAAGUUCCAUGAAUCUGUGCUGGAUUUGAGACCAUGGGCUGGAUUUUAUGCAGCUUGUCACACUGUCUCCUGACAGUUGGAAAACCUCACCAAUUAGGUCGGAGGGCAGAAGGACCUAGUGUGAUUUUCCCAGCCAGUGGUGGCAGGUUAUCGAUUAUGCUCAUUAAUGAGUCAAUUAACACCCAUUAUCUCUGGGUCCACUGCAAUUUAGUGAUGACUUGUUGGGUUUCCCUGCAGCUUUCUGGUGGAAGGUCCUUCGCACUCUGCGCUCAGUAUCAGUCAUGGGUGGCAGCUGAAAGCCACCCCCUCUCCUUGUCUCCGACUCUCCUCCCUCCCCAUCCCACCUUCACUCACCCAUUGACUUGGGGCCUGUGCACGAUCCUGGGCCUUGAGGGGUGCAUUGUCACCAGCAGCCACCGCUCCUACUAGCAUUGGUGCCAUGAGGAGCUCCUGGCUUCUAAUUGACAGGCAGCUUUUGUUGGACGGGACCUCAGUUGCAGAGAAGGUCUGACUGUGGUAAACUGUGCUGAAAAGGCACUUUAUUCCAUUGGACCUCCACCACGGAAUUGGUGAGGGCUGUUUGGUUCUCUGACUGAUGGGAGGCACCCUGUUGGCCUGACAAAAUCCUGGCUCAUGUCCAACAAGUGUAAAAAUCAGUGCUUUAACCCAUGGUGCCAUUCACUUCCCAAAAAUCUUUGUCAUUUUUGAUUAUCAACAUAAUUUAAAACUAUACAUACUAAAAUGAUUGUUUUCCUGGAAAAGAUUAUCAGUCAGGUCUUCCUGUCCUAAUAAAGCCCAAAUAGUCUAAAACAAAAAGUGAGAACUAAUAGGAUAAUAAGUAAUCAGCAAAGAUUUGCAAAUCCUCUAAGUAUCCUGAAAGUGACUGAACAUUUUAAGACUUCCCUGAAGAAAUGACUCUCUGGUCUGUUACACAGCUGUGUGCCUCAAUUAUUUAUUGGAGAAAUUGGAGAAUCCUUAAUAGAGAUGUUGCCUUUUGAGAUCUUAACCAUAUAUUUAUUGCUAUUUGAAGUAUCUGUGAUCCAAUCGAUUCCAACAGCAUCAAUGGAAAUUCAUUGGAAAAACAAAUGCAGAAUAUUAUUUACAAUAUGCAAAUUGAAUGGGGAAUACUCAGGUCGGUGCUGUAGAAACCUGGGGGAAAUAACACCUUGAAGUGUAGGAGAAUGCUCCUGUACUGUAGCCUGCAGGAUAAAUACCACCAUGGUAUUUUGGAGUUUACAUUACCAACUUAUUUUGGUGUUAUGAAACUGUAGGCAUUUUUUAAGGUUUGUAACUUUUCAAAUGAUUAGAAAUAGAAAAAUAGCAUUUUUCUUUACUGUAUUGCAUUAUUACUGUCAAAUGUGAAAACUUAAAGAUCAAGCAUUCGUACCUCCUAUGUUUCCCUAGCAUUGCCUCUACCCAUGGCUCAGUUAAGUUUAGCCCAUGAGGUACUCAGCUGUACAGACCAGGAUGUCCCUUGGAGUUGUUGCUUGAUUUGUACUGAGUUGACUCAUCUUGAUUGAGAUAACGGCAAAAUACUGCAGGUGCUGGAAAUCUGAAACAAAGAAAAAACCCCUGGAAAAACUCAGCAGACCUGACAACAUCUGUGGAGAGAAAGACAGUUAACGUUUCAAGUCCUCAUGACUCAUAAGAAUAGUCAUAUGGAGUCUAAGUGUUAACUCUGUCUUUCUUUCCACAUAUGCUGACAGACCUGAGUUUUUUUCCAGCAUUUUUUGUUUUUGAUAGAGGUAAUGUUGGAAGUACUACAAUUGCCUCAGUAUCUCCUAGAUUAAGAGGAAGGUUUAGUUAAGAUUCUGCCUCACCCACAUCCUUGAUUUGCCAUCCAGCAACCCAUGUUUAAAUUGCAUUGAGUGCAUAUGAAUUCAAGACAAAACCAUCGGAUCACAUUACUUAGAUGAAGUACUGGAAGACAACCCAUGCCCACUGAACUAUACCCCAGCAAGUUCUUUUGGGACAGAGGGGUAAGUGCAGAGUUCAUCCCAUGAGGAAUGAAGAGCAAGCCAGUAGAAAGCUUAUGAAAGUGUAAUAGUGAAUAAACAAUGUAUCACAGUAUUUUUGUUGUAUGGUGUACUUCUAACCACAAAUGGAGAGAGAUGGAACCCUGGUAUUGUACUCAAUUGAAUGAUGUCAUGGACAUUCAAGCUCUACAUUGUGCGGUUCAUUGCUGUUUCACUUUUUACUGUACACAUGUCUACUGAAUAAAAGUAAAACAAAAUUGAACGGUUAACCUAUGUUAUGUAAUGGACUAAUAACCCAGUGACUGAGUGUUCAAAUCCCACCAUGGCAGUUUGAGAAUUUGAAUUUGCUUUAAACAAAAAUCUGACUAUCAGUAGAAGUGACCAUUAGAACUGUUGGAUUGCUGUCUAAAAACCCAACUGGUUCACCUAAUGUCAUUUAGGGAAGGAAAUGUGCCAUUCUUACCUGGUUGUGUCCAUAUGUAAUUGCCUUUUGAAAUGGCUUAGCUAGCCAUUCAGUUGAACCUAAUUGCUGCCAAAAGUAUAAAUAAAACCAGCAGCUGUGCUGCAUGGACUACAUUUGCUCAUGAAGGCCCAUUAAGAGCAGUUAGGCAUAGACAAUAAAUAUAAUUGUUGCCAGGUUAUCUACCUCCUGAGAAUGAAUAAAAACAUGCCAUUUGAACAGUGCAAGUAUAAGACAGUAUUUUAGUCUUCCCAUUUGGUUGAUCUGUAUUUUUUAGCAGUAUUAUCAGAACCAUUCAGUUUACUUCAGGUCUCCAUUGGUAUUUACCUUCAGUAUAUUCUGUGGAUACCAUAUGUAAAAUCUCAAUCUGUGUAUGCUACUUAAAUUAUUACUUUGUUAUUUAUUACAUUUGUAAGUGCUGCAUAUGAAAAUGUUGUAGAUGGUUACCUACCUUCUGAUGUCUGGAGAAUAGCAUCAAAAUAGUUAUUACAAUGUGGCAGUUCAUGUAAUGAAAUGUGCAAUUGUAUUUUGUCAUUCUAUUUGCUAUAUGAUAUGGUGUUCACUGACAAUCCUUUUGCAUAAACUGUUAUAAAUUGAAUGUUUGGAUGCCCAGAAAAAGUACAUUAAAAUAUUUAGGCAAAUUCA
Molecule: messenger RNA, 4526 nt
Organism: Carcharodon carcharias (great white shark)
Lineage: Eukaryota; Metazoa; Chordata; Chondrichthyes; Lamniformes; Lamnidae
Gene: bpgm
Product: 2,3-bisphosphoglycerate mutase
Exons: 3
Coding region: 127-912 (261 amino acids)
Biological process (GO): glycolytic process
Molecular function (GO): intramolecular phosphotransferase activity
Source: RefSeq, a predicted model, not a curated record